Molecule: messenger RNA, 3449 nt
Organism: Phacochoerus africanus (Common warthog)
Lineage: Eukaryota; Metazoa; Chordata; Mammalia; Artiodactyla; Suidae
Gene: FGF11
Product: fibroblast growth factor 11
Exons: 5
Coding region: 1213-1890 (225 amino acids)
Biological process (GO): fibroblast growth factor receptor signaling pathway; animal organ morphogenesis; positive regulation of protein phosphorylation
Cellular component (GO): cytoplasm
Molecular function (GO): fibroblast growth factor receptor binding; growth factor activity
Source: RefSeq, a predicted model, not a curated record
UCACUCCUUCCUGGGGUCCGGGACGCCUAGCCGGGCGUGGGGGGAAGCUCCGCUUGCGGGGUACAGGGAGGGAGGAGCCUGGAACCGGAGCCAGCGCCAGCCGUCGCCGGAUCGACAAGACAGGACAGGUUGAGGGGCGUCGGGGAAGAAAGAGGGGGUGCUAUAGGCAGUCCCGGGGAGGACCAGGAAGCUCUGUCGCAGAAAGCUCCGAUGCGCUCUUGGCUUACAGGGGGUCUGCUCACAUUUGGGGACCCGUGACAACGUGGGUGCACUCCUCUCUCGGGGGGCUGGUUGGAUUGGAGGGCGUGGGAUCUAAACAGCACCAGCUGUCCCCGAGGAAAUUAAGGGGCUGCCAGAAAAAAAAGGAAAACCAAAAACCUAUGCUCCUUAUUCCGAGGUGACAGAGGGCCCUUCAGACAACCACCUGGUGUAACCACUAGGAAGGGCGGAUUUGGAGGUGACUUCAAAAGGAGUGGAGGGUAACAAGGUGAGGAAAGGGGCUCAGCAGCUGGAACGCUGUGCCACUAGAAAUGGGGGUGACUUGGUGAGAAAUGGUUUUGUCCAGAGACAGGGCCUGGGAACCUCUUCACUGAACAGGGACAGUCUGGAUAUUUCCAGAUAUAGUUUUGGGGGAUUCCAGUGGGGGGAAAAAAAGUGGGGGAUUCUGCACUUCGUGGGUGGCAAAGGAAAAGACACCCGAGGUUGGGUUCUUCCCUGACAUUGGCAGCACCCCAGCAGGAGUGAGGCGAGCUAAUACCCCCCAAACUAAGGACCCACACACUUAAGAUUGCAAGAGUGGAUCUGGCUGGAGUGCAGGGCCUGAAACAGGGUGGGAAGGUGCCUGGGAAUACUGAAACCAUAGCUUGGAAAAUUUGAGGGUCUUGGCUUUGGGACAGGGGAAGUGGGGGACAGGGACACUGGAGAUCAGGGAAAGGAGGAGUGUUCAGAAGGGGGGCCAAAGUUGAGGGUGGGGUCCACUGAGAGGUGCAGAGGCUGCAGGGUCUGGCAGGCGGAGCUAGCGCCGGGCCCAAGGGUGGGAGCUGGUGCCAGGGGUGAGGGUCGUCUAGGGCUUAUCCUCAGGUCCUCUGGGUGGGGCGGUGAGUCGGGACCGGAGCGUCAGGAGCAUGUCCUGGUGAGCGAGCGGGCUUCUCUGGAGGAGCCCAGCGCGCUCCGGACGCCCGCCGGUUUGGGGGUGUCUUCUCCCGGGGCGCCAUGGCGGCGCUGGCCAGUAGCCUGAUCCGGCAGAAGCGGGAGGUCCGCGAGCCCGGGGGCAGCCGGCCCGUGUCGGCGCAGCGGCGCGUGUGUCCCCGCGGCACCAAGUCCCUUUGCCAGAAGCAGCUCCUCAUCCUGCUGUCCAAGGUGCGACUGUGCGGGGGGCGGCCCGCGCGGCCGGACCGCGGCCCGGAGCCUCAGCUCAAAGGCAUCGUCACCAAACUGUUCUGCCGCCAGGGGUUCUACCUCCAGGCGAAUCCCGACGGGAGCAUCCAGGGCACCCCAGAGGACACCAGCUCUUUCACCCACUUCAACUUGAUCCCCGUGGGGCUCCGUGUGGUCACCAUUCAGAGUGCCAAGCUGGGUCACUACAUGGCCAUGAAUGCUGAGGGGCUUCUCUACAGCUCGCCACAUUUCACAGCUGAGUGUCGCUUUAAGGAGUGCGUCUUUGAGAAUUACUAUGUCCUGUACGCCUCUGCUCUCUACCGCCAGCGCCGUUCUGGCCGGGCCUGGUACCUGGGCCUGGACAAAGAGGGCCGAGUCAUGAAAGGCAAUCGAGUCAAGAAGACCAAGGCAGCCGCCCACUUUGUGCCCAAGCUCCUGGAAGUGGCCAUGUACCGGGAGCCUUCUCUCCACAGUGUCCCUGAGACCUCCCCUUCCAGUCCCCCUGCCCCCUGAAAUGUAGUCCCUGGACUGGAGGCUCCCUGCACUCACACUGAGCCAGCCAGCCACCACCCCAGCCCUGCUCCUGGCCCUGCUCUCACCCCUGCUGCCACACUCAUGCCCUCAGCAGCCAGGUUCCACCAGGUGCUCUAAUCUGAGGGAGCCCAGGGGCUGGCUCUGACUUCCGGAGCCGCCAAGACUCUUAGAUCCUGGGAUCUGGGAGGGGGGGGUGGCUCAGAGAGGGGAUUGUCUGAAAAUGGUCCUGGCUGAUCCCUUCUUUCCUUCCACACCCACACCAUCCAAAGCCUUCCCCCAAGAUGGCACUGGGGGUUCCCAAACUGACAGAACCAGGGCAUAAAUCCUCCCCACUGUGGGCUUGGCCACUUCCUGGAGCCCUUUGCCCGUUCCAUUGCUACUGAGCCAUAGAUUUUUAGGUCCACUGGAGCUCAGGAUUCCUUUCCUUCUUUCCCUACUCCACCUUCUGCCUUGUUCUGGACCGGUUCUGGAACAUUCAGGCUCCCCAGCCAGGGCCAUUUCUGCACUCAGGCUCUGUGCUGGAACACAGGCAUGCUGCCAGGCUCUGUUCUGGAUCCAUCAUGCUUCUAUCCUUGACCCAGAUGGACCCCUGGUUUCCAAGUAGAGAGAGGUUGGAUUUAAGCCCUGUCCAGCUGUUGGCCUUGGCCUGCGCUGGGACCAGUCUCAGAUCACCAUAGGUUUAACUUUCUUAUCCCAGAGACACCCAAUUCCAGAGCAUGUGUUCUAGACACAUAUGGAGCCAUACUUCCUUCUGUCUCAGCUCUAGGACAUAGACCACGACUCUCAGCCCUUCCCGCUGUGAUGGAACUGAGGCCUCUAUAGCCAUGUUAUUGCUUUAAAAUAAGUUCUAGGCCCACCCUCUCCCCUUUUCUAGUGAUGCCUGUUAAGGAUGAGCUCUGGAAAGGACCCAGCUAUGAUUCACAAAGAACGAAGUUCUGGAUAAAUCAAGAACCAUCUCUUGUUUUUCCUAGAUAAUUUUUUAAAAAUCUUCUUCUUCCUCUAGAAUGCUAACCUUAUUUUUACAUGCAGUUUCUAGCUCCUGCAACUCAGCUGGGGUCCUGCCAGGGAGACAGAGUCUGAGGAAGGGCAGAGGAGUUUUGGAAGGAAUCCCUGGCUCACAGUAGGGAAGCUAGGAUGGGGAAGGGGCCAGAACCAUGCAUGAUUGGACCUGUGCCUGGGUUAUGGGGAUGUGAACACUUAGCUACCUCAGCAGGAAUUCCUUCCAGGUCCCUUUUAAAGCUGAGGUCUUUAGGGUAACUGGUCUAGAAUAAAAAAAGACAAAUGAGGAGUUCCCGUUGUGGUCCAGUGGUUAACGAACCCGACUAGUAACCAUGAGGUUGCGGGUUCGAUCCCUGGCCUUGCUCAGUGGGUUAAGGAUCCGGCAUUGCCCUGAGCUGUGGUGUGGGUCGUAGACACGGCAUGGAUCACGGAUCCUGUGUUGCUGUGGCUCUGGUGUAGACCGACAGCUACAGCUCCAAUUCGACCCCUAGCCUGGGAACCUCCAUAUGCCAUGGGUGCAGCCCUCAAAAGACAAAAGA